Messenger RNA from Cladophialophora psammophila CBS 110553, 1005 nucleotides. RefSeq names its product glutathione S-transferase. The transcript is spliced from 3 exons. NCBI's taxonomy places the organism in Eukaryota, Fungi, Ascomycota, Eurotiomycetes, Chaetothyriales, Herpotrichiellaceae. Gene Ontology annotation, molecular function: glutathione transferase activity. The record is from RefSeq and is a predicted model, not a curated record. Gene Ontology annotation, cellular component: cytoplasm. The coding region runs from base 1 to 1005 and encodes 334 amino acids.
AUGUCUAUCCAGAGUACCAAGGAGAAUCCUAUGCCGGCCAAGCUGUUCAAUGAGAAGGGCGAAUUGCAAAGACCAGUUUCUCAGUUUCGACACCGGAUCUCCAGCGAACCGGACGCCAGGUUUUCUCCUGAAAAGGGGAGAUAUCAUCUUUAUGUCUCGUACGCAUGUCCAUGGGCCCAUAGGACCUUAAUCGUCCGCAGACUCAAAGGCCUGGAGUCCAUCAUUUCCGUCACGUCUGUCCAUUACCACACGUCCAUCGUCGACAGCUGGCGCUUCGUUGCCGCUGAUGAAUCCUUGCCAAUGGAGGACGUGACUCCGGAUCCCCUGCAUCCGGACUUCAAACGCGUGAAAGAGCUCUACUACCUUGCCGAACCUAACUACACGGGCCGGUUCACCGUCCCCGUGCUGUGGGAUAAGAAGACGGAGUCGAUCGUGAGCAACGAGAGUAGCGAGAUUAUCCGCAUGUUGUAUACAGAGUUUGAUCAGCUUCUGCCCGAAGAGAAAAGGAAGGUCGACCUCUAUCCUGAACAGUUGAGGGGGAAGAUUGACGAGGUCAACGGGUGGACUUACGAUAACAUUAACAAUGGCGUCUACAAAUGCGGCUUUGCCCAGACCCAAUCGGCGUACCACACCGCCGUGACUUCCCUGUUCGCCUCCCUGGACCGAGUCGAGCAGCAUCUCUCGGCCAUGUCCAAAGACGGGCCAUACUACUUCGGUGGAUCCAUCACCGAGGCAGACAUCCGCCUCUACGUGACUAUCAUCCGCUUCGACCCGGUCUAUGUCUCGCUCUUCAAGACGAACCGUGCCAUGAUCCGCACCCACUACCCGCACAUCCACCACUGGGUGAGGAAUCUGUACUGGAACGUCAGGGCGUUCAGGGACACUACGAGCUUUGACCAUAUCAAGGGCCACUACUUCAUGAGUCUGACCAUGCUGAAUCCGAGCGGCAUCGUGCCCGAGGGGCCCGUGCCGGAUAUUGAGGGACUGGUUGAUCAGAUGGGAUAA